Molecule: messenger RNA, 956 nt
Organism: Paramuricea clavata
Lineage: Eukaryota; Metazoa; Cnidaria; Anthozoa; Malacalcyonacea; Plexauridae
Source: the annotation of a GenBank genome assembly
AUGGUUGUAUUAAUUAGAGCGAAGAGUGAUCACCUCAGUUCUGGUGCUUUGAGUAAUGAUGAAGAGGAUGAAGCUGAAGCUGAAGAUUAUACAGUGUAUGAAUGUCCUGGCCUGGCACCGGUAAUUUUUCUAUUAAAAAUGCAAGAAAUAUAAGGAAUUAUGUAUGAGAUGAGAUGGGAUUUAUAAAAACUGCCAAUUUGUUGUUAGGCAUGAACGCAUUAGAGCAAAUGUAAGAAAAAGGCGGAAGUGUGCCAAGUUGGAAAUGAGAUUCAUUAAGAUCUUGUUUGUUACGUAGAAAUUUGAAACAUAAUCUGUCCGAUCCAGGCGUGAUAUGAGCAGGCAUUGAAAGUAUUUUUACAUCAACAUGUGCAUGAUCUCAUAUACAUAGCUCCACAUAUUUUUUGAAUUCAGUUAUUUCUCACCCAAUUUUUGAUAUUAACAUAUAUUGCCCCUAAAAUUAUAGAUAGUUUAGGUUUGGAAACUUCAGAUAUGAAGAUACGAGGCGAAGCCGAGUAUCUUUAGGUGUGAUAAAACACGCACUGGCGAAUGUUUGAAAUUGCUUAAAAAACGAUCGAUCUCACUAGUUCAUUGCCAUUGGCGAAGUAAUUUUCAAAAUUACGUUGUAUAAUUCGAGAAAAUCAAAGUUAAAGUUUAUAUAAAUCAAGGGAAAUCUCUGUCACAUAUUAAGAUACGACACGGAUUUUCUUUGUGUUUUCCUCAUGAAUUAUUAAUUUUCAUAACACAUUCAUAAUUCACACAUUCAUUGUCACAUUACGCCCAAGUUCAUGCACGGUAUACGUUUGUUUCCUUUUAGACUGGUGAUAUGACUGUUGUGAAUCCGUUAUUCAGUGAUCACGAAGUCUCAGUCAGCGAUGAAGGUCGGGCACAAAGUACUCACAGUUCACCCACCACACCAUCGCGGUCCAAUCAUAGUCCUUCCAGAUAACAAUUCUAGU